Setaria italica (foxtail millet) is the source of this 1161-nucleotide messenger RNA. RefSeq names its product mannose/glucose-specific lectin. Gene Ontology annotation, molecular function: carbohydrate binding. The record is from RefSeq and is a predicted model, not a curated record. Lineage: Eukaryota; Viridiplantae; Streptophyta; Magnoliopsida; Poales; Poaceae.
AAAGAUGGGAGCAUGCGGGCCUAGCUAUAUUGCUCCAUAAAUAUCUAUGCUCACCUUCCAUUUCGCUUGCAUCGAGAUAGAGAUAACCGGCCGUAGCCAAUCAAGCCUGCCAUCACUCUACCCCAAACUCAGCCAUGGCCAACUUCCAAAUCACUCAAUCUCCUUUGCCUGAUGAGAACAACGAGUUCAACUUCAGCAACCUCUACUUGUUCCACACCCAUAGUGGUCCUAACAGGAACCAAUUUUCAGUAACAAGCGAGGAUCCUGCUACCGGUCUGGGUCAGAUAGCCGUCAACAACUGGGAGAUCUACGACGGAGUUGGCGAAAGCACCACCAUUGUUGCCCGUGCCCAGGGCAUGCAUAUCCAUGCCGGUAACUGGACCAAUGUUUUCAGCAUAGUGUUCGAGGACAAGAGGUUUAGGGGAUCAACGCUUCAGGUGAUGGGGAUAUCAGUGGAUGAAAAUGGUGAGUUUGCUAUUGUUGGUGGGACAGGGCAGUUUGCUAUGGCAACCGGUGUCAUCUCCAAAAAGCUUCACCAGCGAAGCAACGAUGGCACCAUUGUACAGUUAACCAUCCACGGAUUCUCCCCUGUGCUGAAAGGGUGGUCGCCACCACCGAGCCAGGUCAAAAAGAUUGAGCCGUUGGGCGGAGGUGGUGGGGUUGUUCAGGACAUAACAGAGGCACCAGGGCGUCUAGAAAGUAUCACAGUGCAGAGCGGUGUGGUUAUUGAUGCGAUUGCAUUCUCAUACGUCGACCAAGCUGGUCAGCAGCGCACCGCGGGCCCAUGGGGUGGUUCGGGACGAAAUUCUGAAACGAUCCAACUUGGGCCCUCUGAGUUCGUCAAGGGAAUUUCCGGAACUGUUGGCCUCUAUCGCUCGUGCAAGGUCAUAGCGUCCCUUACAUUUGUCACCAACGUCAGGACAUGCGGGCCUUACGGUCUAGGAGAUGGAACCCCUUUCACCGUCCCAGUGGAAGACAACCACAGCGUUGUGGGCUUCUUUGUGCGUAGCAAACGUAUCUUGAUGCGAUUGGCGUUUACGUGCAGCCACAAUGAACCAUAGAGCUGCUGCUGCUGCUGCAAUUUCAGUUGUUUCCGUGUGUUCUUACAAUUAAUGAAUAAGAAGGGGGAUGGAUCUUCUCUUGUCCCGGUGAUACUCUGUA